AGAGGCAGGGGACAAGUUACCAAAGCCUUUCCCCACCCCUUCUUCACCCCACUCAGAGCCAGAUUAAGGAUGGGGCCCCGGGGGACUCGGGGAGAGAGAGAGAGAGAGAGACACAUGCAGUAGAGUGAAAUGUGCAAGAGAGCUGUGGAGUGUGUUACAGCCUGUCUGUCUGCAAUAUGUUUGAAAAAAGCAGUACUACUCGUCGGCCAGUAACUCCUAUCGCAUCUGAUGAUGAUGACGCUGCGGAAGCAGGUCCAUCAAAAGAAGUAUGGAGCAGCAGAAGUGGGACUUCUGUAAGACAUCACCACAAAAAACCUGUGGCCGAAAAGAAAGCAAGGUCGUAUGUCCAGGGCCAACCACAGCAGGCUACCCCGCCACGAAGAUUAUCGUCCGUAUGUUCUGUCCCCCCACUCCAAAUUUUGGACACACCUCCAAGACGUCAUCCACACUCCCCUCAUCUUGAUUCUUCUAGUCCUGGGAACAGCAUCCCUCCGCAACAACAGCAACACAGUGACAUGGAGGAGACAAACAUCUUAGAAAUGCAGCCAUUAAGCCAAGGAAUGAGCCCCCCAGCACCUGUGAGUACACCACCACAGCAAAGCACACCACCACCACCACAUCACAGCCCAACAACACCAGUAACACAAGGCCCUGAUCAGGUGUUUUGGACCAUUUGGGCUAGACAGCAGGCCACUAAUGAAGAUUGCCUGCGUAGGCAGACACAAAUGUUUGCAAGCCUACAAUGUCACCUCAGAAGAAUAUCAAGAAAUCUGAGUAGACAAAAUGAACAAACAACCAGAAUUGGCAAUACCAUGGAACUCAUGCGUACAGACAUUACACAGGUCAUGGGCAACUUACAGCGCAAAAUGGAAGAACAGCACAGACUAAUGGAAGAACAGUACAGACAACAGCAAAGUUAUAUGAACAUUUUUCAAAACAAUCAAAAGAUUAAUGAAACUUUAUUCCGAAUUGUAGACAAUCAAAAUGCUGCUACACAUGAACUCAAUGCCACCCUCACUAACCUGAAUGAAACACUCAGAUCCAUGCACCAACAGCAAACAAGCAGCAGUUCUGGUACGACUACUCCAAAUAUCACGCCAGUCUCAUCAUCACCAAGAUGCUCCACCAGAGCAUGACAACAUGACAGUGCUAAAGGCAAAGGGCAGGACAAGCAGCCACCCAAAAAAACGUGAAAAAAAACACUUUCACUCACUAGCCUCUUCCCUCUUGUAUGGAAGGAUGUGCAUGUGUGUUCUUCUUGCGUGUGUACUUCCUGACAUACCUGCCUUUUGAAAAAGAUGCCCUGCUGGCGUUGAAACGCGUUAAGGACACAGGUGGUUCUGUGGACCAACCCCUGCUUCAUACCCUUUGCAGCGAGGCUCAAUCGGAGCUGCCCGUGGGAGCUCAUCCUGGACACUGCCACUGAGAGCACAGCUAACACCUGCCGCAUAGCCAACGCACAGCCGCCGGGGCUCCAGUGCCUUCAUCCACUCGUCAGCGGUGAUCCGACAGCUCUGGGAGCGGCUGCAUCCUGCUCAAGCCCGGCGGCGACUGCGGACAUCGCUCUCCCCCACAGGGACUCACACUGACCGGCUGAAAGAGAUCGCUCCGGGCUCUCCCUGCUGCCACUAAUCCAGUGGCUUGGGUCCUAACAACAGCAUACCUGCUUUACAACCAUUGCUCACACGAGCACAGCAUUGAAGAUCAUUAGGGAUCUAUUGCCUACAAGAGUGUCGGACCCGGCACACACCUAAAUGGAUUAAGGACCGCCCGGGAUUCACAUACAUGAAAUGAGUGACUUGUUCUUGCACACAGACUUUUAACACUUCAGUUAUUUUAACAGUGCAAAUUCUGUUUAAUUCAUUCAGAACGCUACCUUUGGGGUAUAUAUACCAUAAGAAAACCCCUGCAUCAAAUUUGUUGAUAAAUCCUGUACUGGAUGUUCAGGGACACUGUACCUAACAGAUUUUAUGUUAUAUUAAUUCAUUUGUAUCACACUCCCGGGA
Messenger RNA from Pseudophryne corroboree (corroboree frog), 2006 nucleotides. RefSeq lists its product as uncharacterized. The transcript is spliced from 4 exons. NCBI's taxonomy places the organism in Eukaryota, Metazoa, Chordata, Amphibia, Anura, Myobatrachidae. The coding region runs from base 177 to 1136 and encodes 319 amino acids. The record is from RefSeq and is a predicted model, not a curated record.